Messenger RNA from Spizellomyces punctatus DAOM BR117, 1441 nucleotides. Its product is annotated as PAS domain S-box protein. The coding region runs from base 132 to 1310 and encodes 392 amino acids. Lineage: Eukaryota; Fungi; Chytridiomycota; Chytridiomycetes; Spizellomycetales; Spizellomycetaceae. Gene Ontology annotation, molecular function: zinc ion binding; sequence-specific DNA binding; protein binding. Gene Ontology annotation, biological process: regulation of DNA-templated transcription. The transcript has 3 exons. The record is from RefSeq and is a predicted model, not a curated record.
GUAAGGAAGUCUCGCUGUCCAAGAGCCCUUUUUCCAUCCAUUUUUUUUUGCGAUUCACACGACUCUCUCGUAUAUGGACAGUAUUUCGAUAGCGGUUUACCAUAAUUUGUUGUUAGGCCCGCAAGCCAGCCAUGGACGACUACAACCAAGGAUUCCCCUCCUCCUACGUCCCACCUCCAAUGUACACGACACCCAUGCCAGACCCUAUGGGACAUGUUCGCCCCGACACAUUUCUAGACCCCUUGCGGAUGCCUUUGGAGAUGGAACGAGGGGUGUACUAUGGUCGAGACCCGCAAGCGGAUGUAAUGGGACGAUGGAGUGGGUAUGACCCUCCCCGAAUGGAUCCGCCACUACCAGCACGAGGAUUCCAGUCUCCACUGUUUGACAUGCAAGCUCCCUUGACACGCCCAUUUCGGAUUUCAUUGACAGACUCUUGCGACCACGAUACAUCCGAUGUCCGUUCAGAAACAUCAUCACAUGCCCAAACCGGUUCUGAAGAUUCCUCUCAAACCCAGAAAACACUCUUAUCUCGUCAUGUAACGUCGGUGAUAUCCCAUUUCACAUCCAAUAAAGCAGGGUACAAGCGGUUAUUACAUGAACUCGACGAUUUCAUUCAUGUAACGUCUCCUUCGGGACAGAUACUGUAUACCUCGCCUUCAGUCCGCAGAAUGUUGGGAUACACACCGACAGAACUCGUGAAUAUGAACAUUUCAAAAAUUUUGCACAGAGAUGACCGACAGCACGUAUUAAACACCCUCACAGCCUCCCUCCUACACCCCAUCGACCAAACCCUGUAUGCACGGUACCAAAAAAAAGCGGGCGAUUUCAUUCUACUCCACGUGAAAUCCAAACCGCUUGUCAACGACGCGUCAACAUGUAUUGUACAUACUGGCCGAGAAUACCGCUCCAAAGCCUCCAUAUCCAUUGACUCGUUAUUGGAAUACCGGAUUGAGAAUCUGAGGUUACGGAGGUUGUUGGAAAAAGCGGUUCGUGAGCGUGGUGGAGAUCCUGAACAUCAUCCGUUGUUGAGAAAAAAGGGGCAGGGCAUUGUUACGGCGGUGGAAUUGGAGGAGGAGGCGGAUGAGAGUGUUGUUGUGGAUGACAAGAGGGAUAAAGGCGCGAAACGAAAGAAAAAGUCUCGGGUGCCGACUGAAGAACUCUUUUGUCGACAAUGUGGGACGACGCAGUCACCAGAAUGGCGUAAAGGCCCAUCAGGACCCAAAACAUUAUGCAACGCAUGCGGUCUCGCGUUUUCGAAAAAACAACGCAAACUGGAGCGAGACAAUAAACCAGAGGAUGGUGUAGGAUGAAGAGUUUGGCAUAUGGGUAUUUACAUCUAGUUGUAUUGGUAUAUGCCAUAUUUGUAAAUAAACGGGUUGUUGGAUUGGGAAACAUGUAAUAUAUAGUUUCACAGUCUAUAUACACGACCAUCAUCUACCCA